Messenger RNA from Rhododendron vialii, 670 nucleotides. Its product is annotated as monothiol glutaredoxin-S9. The coding region runs from base 140 to 445 and encodes 101 amino acids. The record is from RefSeq and is a predicted model, not a curated record. Gene Ontology annotation, cellular component: cytoplasm; nucleus. The transcript has a single exon. NCBI's taxonomy places the organism in Eukaryota, Viridiplantae, Streptophyta, Magnoliopsida, Ericales, Ericaceae.
CUUCUUCAUCAGUUCCUCCCAUUUUGGGAAAUCCCACCACCGAGAUUGCAAUUCAAAUUGGACUCAAUCCGGUUGGGGGUUUCUGACAUCUCAUUUCCAAAUUUAGCGAAACUCAAAGAGGAAAAAAGAAUUCAACAAGAUGGAUAAGGUGAAGAGAUUGACCUCAGAGAAUGGAGUUGUGAUUUUCAGCAAAAGCACUUGCUGCUUGUGCUAUGCUGUCAAUAUUCUGUUUCAGGAAAUUGGUGUGACCCCUUAUGUUCAUGAGAUUGAUCAGGACCCUGAAGGGAGGGAAAUGGAGAAGGCUCUCCUGAGGAUGGGAUGUAACACGCCGCCUGUGCCAGCGGUGUUCAUUGGCGGCACGUGGGUGGGGUCCACCAACGAAGUCAUGUCCCUCCACCUAAGUGGCAACCUGAAUCAACUGCUGAAGCCCUAUCAGGGUCUAUAAGCCUAGUAAUGCUCCAAAAAGGCAGGCAUAGUACAAGAAUAAACUUGGCCAACAGUAGUAGUUGGCUUUCUUAAUUAGUCAGCAGCAGCGUAUAUAGUCUGUAAUGUAUUGAUGUAUUUGGUAGCUUUUCCAUUAAGUUAAGCUUGUAGCCUCUUUUGCCUAGCAAAGAAAGAGGACAGAAUGUAGCCUAUUUGCUUCCCUAUUAAUGAAGUUAGCUUUACUUUA